Cyclocybe aegerita is the source of this 666-nucleotide messenger RNA. The record is from the annotation of a GenBank genome assembly. NCBI's taxonomy places the organism in Eukaryota, Fungi, Basidiomycota, Agaricomycetes, Agaricales, Hemipholiotaceae.
AUGAGCAGUCGUCGCCGCUUUCACAUUCACGUUCCAUUCGUCAUGGCUGCAUCGACAACUUCUUCCCUACCACUGGAAAUUAUGGAGCCGACGACAUCAGGGUCAGCAUCGGUGCCGACGCCGAGUCAACUACUAGUGUCCCCGUCUUCGUCGUCAUCCCCUGUGCGGUCGAUGUUGGGUUCCUCAAUAGCACCUUCAACACCCUCGGAAGUGCCUUUAUCAUCGUCGAUAACGCCCCCGAAAUCGUCUUCAACGCCGACGCCAAUGGCGACACACACACCGUCGCACACGCCAACGCCAAGCGCAGCCCCUAUGUCCAUUAAAGAUGGCAUCUCAGUCAUCUCGCCCUCUUCAGCGUCGUACGAUCCUGGUUUUGACUACGGCUCAGACCUGGACUUUGUCCUUGACGAGGAGGAAGCAGGGUUCGGCUCUGGGCAGGGUAUGGCAGGUGGGAGGGAGGGCAUGGAAAGGAGGGAUCAGAGGAUCGAGCGAUGGUUGGUGCAGCAGUGCCGGUUCUUUGGUGCGGAGGAAAGUUUGGAGAUGGGGACGGGGUUAGGGGAUAAGGGGAAAGGGAAGAGGAGGGAGGAUAAUGCAAGUAGGAGUAGGGGAGGAGAAUGGGUAGGGAGGAGGAGGAGGAGGACCUACAGGGCGAGGGGAGAGGGUUGA